ACCAACACAGUUGAAAAUGUAGAUUGGUCAGAUCGUCUGAAGUCGCUUCGUCCAUUAUCCAAAGCGAUUUGUGUGUGACACAUUGCGAUUUCUUUUCGCGAGAAUCGGUUUACAGUCGCCAGCCACCGAUACGUUUUGUGCCUUUGGACACAUGCCAGGCGCCAUAAAAUUCUUUUUUAUUUCACUUCUAUUUUAAAAAUAAUUUAAAUGCGAGAGACGAUCGCGAGGAUGAAUUCGCUUGAUCGAAAGUCAACAUGUGAGAGCGGAUUAGAAGAAUCAACCAAGGGUAAUGAAGCUAAGAAAUGAGUUCUUUUCGGUCACCGAUUUGUUCAGCUUUGCUUUCAAAUAAAUUAACUAUUUUUAAUCUUAUCCGCCUGCGCAACACCCGAAUAAAAGAAAGACGAUCGUGUAAUGAAAUGAACCAAGCAGGCAGGCACCUGUCCAAAAAUUGUGUUGAAACUUAAAAAACAAAAAUAUCAAUGUUUGUCUGCUUACUUUUUUAUCCCCAGAGACUCAUAUUCAGUCAGCUGACAUAAAGAAAGAUGCUUUAGACAAAUCUUCUACAUUGCACAAGCUCACUGAUUGGCAUAUUGGCAGCAAUGAAGGAGGGAAAUGAUUUUCUUUUUCUCGUAUUUCCCUAGACAUCUUCAUUUGUCAUCGCCUGAUGAUAAGUCGUAGAACUAAAGUCAUAACAUGUAUUUACGCGUCUCGUCAUCUAAUAAUCUCCAUUGAUGAACAUGCUAGACACGAACUAAACGAUUAGCCCUCGCGGGGAAGUCACAAAUAAAAUUGUUAUUGAGUGAAAAAUGAUUUCUUAUAAAGCUUAUAA
Clunio marinus is the source of this 829-nucleotide messenger RNA. The record is from the annotation of a GenBank genome assembly. Lineage: Eukaryota; Metazoa; Arthropoda; Insecta; Diptera; Chironomidae.